This is a messenger RNA of Gossypium raimondii (Peruvian cotton), 617 nucleotides long. RefSeq lists its product as uncharacterized. NCBI's taxonomy places the organism in Eukaryota, Viridiplantae, Streptophyta, Magnoliopsida, Malvales, Malvaceae. Bases 4 to 429 code for a protein of 141 amino acids. Gene Ontology annotation, molecular function: DNA binding. The transcript has 3 exons. The record is from RefSeq and is a predicted model, not a curated record.
AGCAUGGCAAGUUCUAGCACAGUGAUGAAGGCAGAGAAUGGGCAGUCGAGCUCGAGCUCGAGCUCAAGCUCUAAGAAGAGGGGGAGACGAGCAACAACAAUAUUAACGCUACCACAACCGCGACCACAUCAGCCUAAGGAGCGGUCGCCGUUGACCAUAGCCACCUUACGAUUAGUGAAAGAGAAGGCCGAGAAAAGGGGUAAAAGGACGUCACGGGCUGUCUCCGUCCGGCACUUUGAUAAUACUGAUAUUAACUAUUACUGGUUGCUCCCUGGAUGGGUUGCGGAGGAGCGCUAUGUUCCGUCUGGCCGUAAGGGCCUUGGUAGGAUUUAUAAGUAUUACUAUGAUCCUACUGGGCACAUGUACUACUCCAAACGUGAAGUAUUGUUUGCAUGGAAGAAAAUGAACAUCAUUUGCCUUGAUCCUUAAAGGGUUUUUCUCUCAAACUUGUCAGGGUUACGAAGAUGUUGGACUGCAGCAAGAACUGGAAGGCUUUGUGUGUCAAAUUAAAAACUAUGUAAUAGUUUACUUUUGCUUGUAUUUCAGAUGAUUUGUAGCUUGAAUAUGAUGAAAAGUAAAAACUAAAUAAAUUAAAUCAAAGUUGUUUAAGCUAUAAA